Molecule: messenger RNA, 1107 nt
Organism: Suillus fuscotomentosus
Lineage: Eukaryota; Fungi; Basidiomycota; Agaricomycetes; Boletales; Suillaceae
Exons: 4
Coding region: 70-816 (248 amino acids)
Source: RefSeq, a predicted model, not a curated record
GUCACUUACCUAUUAGUACUCACAGUAUGCAGCCGCCCUUAAGCCGACCAAGUAACUCCCCGCUGAAAAAUGGAUCCAAUAGCUUCGGUCGCUACUAACUCUCCCUGUGAUCUCGACCUCCCGAGUCUACGUUCUUCCGCACCCAAGCUUCAGAGCCCCCGUCCUUACACUCCCACCAUUUCCAGCCACAAGCCAAGCUCACCUCCUCCUGUACUGAGUUCAUCGCAUUCAAUCUCACCUCCGAGCUCUCCCCGGUCAAUCAGAUUGACCGAGUCAGACUCGGAUGCAGAGUAUGAUCUUCCUGUGACACCAAGUUCUACGCAUCCCUAUCUCCCGUCACUGUCUCUCCAAGAGAAGUACCACUUUGAGACAAUGUUGCUCAGACAUAUCUACGACGACAGCGACUCAUUGGAACCUAUGAGCCACGAGUCGAAGCAGACGUUUCUAAAAUACGUAGAGGGAAUGAGCGCUCACUCCUUCCGUUGUGUUGUCCAUUACAAGGAGGCCGUUCGCGAGUUUCUUCGUAUGGAAUACUAUGCGAAACAAUGGCAGGUCGAAGUAUCGAACAGGCUGGAGACUGUCUUGACAUCAUUGUCUUGUGAUGCAGAGGGCAGGUUCCGUAGGGCAGAGAAAGAAUCACAAUGGUUACUCAAUGUGUUACUCGACCGGGAGUCACUGUCUACUGCUCACGGAGAUCCCGAAGCUCUUGUUGUCUCUUGCAAUGAAAGCAGGAAGGCUAUCCAUAGUGUUGACGACGAGCUCAGUGUUUUAAAAUGUCGAAAGGUGCAGGAUGCCGACAUAUCGAAUGCCAUCUGAGCCCAUGCAUGAAUAGAUGUACCCAGCUAUAUGACCGAUCUGAACUACCCUCGUGCCUCGUUUUUUGCGCUUUUUUGUACAUUAGUGUCACAGUUUCAUAAGUGAAUCUUUUCCUAUCGCAGACAUCUUUGAUUCAAUUGAAAUGUAUUGAAAAGAAGCUGAUUCCUGGGACCACUUUUACCCACCAUCUACAAUGCAACCUCCUGGUUACCAUGAGGAGCCGUAAAAUGGAUGAAUUAAUGUAGUAUUAUACACAGAGCUACACCCGAUAAAAGUCGGUAUUUACGCAUA